This is a messenger RNA of Sesamum indicum (sesame), 1801 nucleotides long. Its product is annotated as senescence-associated family protein. The record is from RefSeq and is a predicted model, not a curated record. Gene Ontology annotation, biological process: cellular response to oxidative stress; leaf senescence. Lineage: Eukaryota; Viridiplantae; Streptophyta; Magnoliopsida; Lamiales; Pedaliaceae. Gene Ontology annotation, cellular component: chloroplast.
CCACAUGCUGAGCUUGUGGUUGGAAUUUGUUCAAUCUCUUCAUGGCCCUCUCGCUCUCGCUUUCACUCUCACUCUCACUCUCACUCUUAUUUUUCUCUCUGCAUUCUUCCUGCACGCUCCGCAUCUCUCCCUUUCUAGGUCUAAGCCAGUUUUUUUCAAGCUUCUGGGGAAAUGCUAACCUGGGUUGUUUACUCUCUGCACUAGUCAUUUCUCCUUUUAUUCUUACUGAAGUCACACUGCUGCUGGAGCUCCUCUGAUCUGAAAUUAUGGCUAAACCAAAUGGGGUUAUUUAUUCAUCAGCAAAAUCGCCACAGCACCCCAUGUUAUAUACAAUAAAUGAAGGAGCCAACCAUUACAAACAAGGCAAAGGACAUCUCUCGAUGCUGAAAAUGAAGUUUUCAACCAAGGAAUUCUGGCCUUUAGGUGGAAAAUUGAAUACUUUUAUCAGAUCCCGGGGGCCUUCUUGGGUAUGUCAGUCAGCGGAAACACACAACACGAAAACAAAGGAGCUUGUGACAAACUAUGAUGAUUGUUCAGAUAUGUCCAGCUCUCCAAGUGGAGAUGAGCAUCCCACUGAGACUGGGAAAAACACCUCUUCUAGUCAAGGAUUAGCUGAAGCAUGCAGAUUUGUUUCGAAUGAUGCAAAAUUCGUGAAUGAAAGAGCUAGAAGUGAUAUUAUACUUCUUUCACGAGGCAUUAUGAAGUUGGAUGCUCGCGCACGUCAAGAUGUCGCAUUUCUUGGUUCAGAGUUCCUUAAGCUUGAUGCAAGGGCUAGGGAAGAUACUGAGAAAAUUGAUAAUGAUGUGAAGAGAAGAGCUGAAAGGCUUCAUCAUGUAGCCACUCUUCUGAAAAACAAAGCUCAAUCAAAAUUGAAAAGGGCUGCUGACAAGCAUUGGAGUGAUGGUGCAUUAGAGGCUGAUUUGAAGCGAGCUGAUUCUGCUGCCAAGCAACGUGCAAUGGAAGAUUCUCUUAUGGCAUUGGAGUUGGUCAAAAGCAUUCAUGAUAUGAUGGUGAGCAAAAUGUACAGAUUGAAAAGAGAUUCUAACACUAGCAAGGUGGCAAGGCAUAUAACACUAGAAAAGAACGGGAAAAAUCUUGGCUUUCUACCUGGAGAAGUAUCUGCGGAUCGUAUUACUGCGAUUCAGGAAGCUUAUUGGAACAUAGCUUCUGCACUUUCCGAAGCUGAUGGAAUUGACUAUACUGAUCCGGAAGAGGUCCGAGUCAAACAAAUAGAUCUGGAGUUGCUGGUGGCAGCCCUUAUUGAUCUUGAUGCGAUGGAUGGUAAAAGUAGUGUAUCUCUGUUGGCAGAGUGUUCAAAUUCUCCUGAUGUCAGCACCAGGAGAGCGUUAGCUAAUGCAUUAUCAGCUGCUCCAUCGAUGUGGACUCUUGGAAAUGCCGGCAUGGGUGCUCUUCAGAGACUGGCAGAAGAUAGCAAUCCUGCAAUUGCUGCAGCAGCAGCCAAAACCAUCUAUGAGCUGAAGAAACAGUGGGAAAUAGAGGAAGGAGAUAGCUGGAGGUUCAUGAUGAACCAAAGCUUCGAAGACGACGAGGAAGAUGACACCUGGACAGAUUAGGAGGCUGAGUUUGUUGUGUAGAUAUAGCUUCAUAACUAAUCAAUUGGAUCUCUAAUAUUGUGGAUGCUUGUUUGACUCCGACUUUUGUGUCGUCAUCUGUAAUAUAAGCAAGAAAAAUGGUGCUGUGGGUUUCACUUUCACCUUGAGCCGGAAAGAUUUGUAUAGAAACUUUUACAAACUAUAUUGUUGUCUUACGUAUCUUUUCAUUUGCACAGGUUGCAGUUACA